AUGGAUGCCAGCCACACAGAUUUUGAGAACAAAACAAAUUUCCACCGCGCAAUAAAUUUUGCAUCUGACAAGCACAUGCAGUGGUUCUGCAAAGCACAAGGUUUCUUCCAAAACUUUGAUGAAUCUUUCUGUAACACAAUUUUUCUUUGGAAGGACUUGGGUUGGGCCCAUGAUCUUUACUAUAUGUACGUUGCCAAACCCGAGCUAACCCAGUUGAAACCAAUUAAAGUCACAGAGAGGGUCCAGCUUGUGACUGUGAUAUGGAUCCUCUGGGUUAUAAAAACCUCUUCACACUUCUUCAAACUUCACCAACGAGGAUAUAAGAGUGUCAGUGAGUUGAUGGCAAUUAAAAUGUUGCUAAAGAACAAAAGAUUAGCAUUGUUGUUAUUGCUGUGUGCUCAUGCCUUUGUCGCCAAUGUGGUUGCAAGGGAUGUAGCAACUGUGAAAAAUGAUGAAGAAAAGAAUAUAGGGUUUGGGAAGGGAGGUGGGUUCGGUGGUGGAGUUGGCGGGGGAGGAGGAGCUGGUGGAGGGUUCGGAGGUGGGUUUGGUGGAGGAGGGGGAGCCGGAGGAGGGUUUGGAGGUGGUGCUGGAGGAGGGUUUGGAGGUGGAGCUGGGGGAGGUCAUGGGAUUGGAGGUGGUGCUGGUGGAGGUUUUGGUAAAGGAGGUGGGAUAGGUAAAGGUGGGGGAGUUGGUGGUGGUGGCGGCUUUGGGAAAGGUGGUGGUGCUGGAGGAGGAAUUGGCAAAGGUGGAGGUUUAGGAGGUGGUGGUGGCUUUGGAAAAGGUGGUGGUGUUGGAGGAGGAAUUGGCAAAGGUGGAGGUUUAGGGGGUGGUGGUGGUUUUGGAAAAGGUGGUGGUGUUGGAGGAGGAAUUGGCAAAGGUGGAGGUCUAGGAGGAGGUGGUGGUUUUGGAAAAGGUGGUGGUGUUGGAGGUGGAAUUGGCAAAGGUGGAGGUUUAGGAGGUGGUGGUGGUUUUGGAAAAGGUGGUGGUGUUGGAGGAGGAAUUGGCAAAGGUGGAGGUCUAGGAGGUGGUGGUGGCUUUGGAAAGGGUGGUGGUGUUGGAGGAGGAAUUGGCAAAGGGGGAGGUUUAGGUGGUGGUGGUGGUUUUGGAAAGGGUGGGGGUGUUGGAGGAGGAAUUGGCAAAGGUGGAGGUUUAGGUGGUGGUGGUGGCUUUGGCAAAGGUGGUGGUGUUGGGGGUGGAAUUGGCAAAGGUGGAGGUUUAGGUGGUGGUGGUGGUUUUGGAAAAGGUGGGGGUGUUGGAGGUGGAAUUGGCAAAGGUGGAGGUUUUGGAGGUGGUGGUGGCUUUGGAAAGGGUGGUGGUGUUGGAGGUGGCUUUGGAAAGGGUGGUGGUGUUGGCGGUGGAAUAGGCAAAGGUGGAGGCUUUGGCGGCGGUGGAGGAUUCGGUGGUGGUGGUGGUGGUGGAGGAGGAUUUGGCGGAGGAGGUGGGUUUGGCGGUGGAGGUGGAUUUGGCGGCGGUGGCGGCGGCGGUGGUGGGAUUGGACACCACUGA
Sphenostylis stenocarpa is the source of this 1506-nucleotide messenger RNA. The record is from the annotation of a GenBank genome assembly. Lineage: Eukaryota; Viridiplantae; Streptophyta; Magnoliopsida; Fabales; Fabaceae.